GCACCACGUCGUACGGUUCUCUCGCCUUUCUGUUAUGACGCAGAUUGUGAGCGUCGAUAGCAGAGCCUGGAAGAGGUGAAGAAAGCUAUUUGAUCUUUUGACUCAAUUCAAUCCGCUUCUGCUUCUUGUACCUUUAUUCUAGCCCCCCUAUCUGUUGACCAUCAGAAAACAUCAUCACCAUGUCUGAGACGACGAGAGCGACGAGCUCGCAGGGGCCAAGUCCCGUCGAAAAUGAGGAGACGACUCUCACCACCCAUCCCAGAGCCGGCAUGGCCCCGUGGAAAUGGAAGGGCGCCAUGGCCGUAUUUCUGCUCACAAGUGCCAUCAGCGGCUACGAUGUCAGCAACGUGGCCAACAUCCAGCCCCAGAUGUACGCGGCCUUUGGCAAUAUUGAGCUCCUCCCCUGGAUCGGCCUAUCGUACUCCCUCGCCAACAUGGCCGUGCUGUCCUACGCGCGCAAGAUCAUCUACUGCUUCAACCUCAAGACCACCUACCUCAUCCACCUGGCCAUCUUCGCGGCGGGUGCGGCGGUGGCAGGUGCGGCAUCCAACAUCACCACGGUCAUUGUCGGGCGUGUGAUCAUGGGCAUCGGUGGCUCGGUGAUUCAGCAAACUAACAUGACGUUCAUCGCGGUAUUUGCGACCGCGGAGGAGUCGACUGGCGCAUUCGGUCUGAUCUCUGCCAUGUGGGCUACUGGCCUAGUCAUCGGCGGGCCCAUUGGCAGUGCCUUUGCCGAGAACCAGUCGGCUACGUGGCGCUGGGCCUUCUACUUCAACCUCCCACUCGUCGGUGCCGCCUUUAUCGGGGCCCUGCUCUCCGUGCAGUCGCAUUCACUCGCGCCCAAGACAUCCAUCUUGCAGCGUCUGCUCAAGAUUGAUCCAUCGGGCGUCGCUCUCAACGCGGCCGCACCGGUCCUGCUCGCGAUUGCAAUCACCUUCUCCGGCCCGAUCUGGGACUGGGGCUCAGCGUCGUCCACUGCCCUCUGGGUGAUUUCUAUCCUGACCACAAUUGUCUGGGGCUUGCAGCAAUACUUUUGCAUCCUCACCACCCGCGAAGAGCGUGCAUUCCCCAUGCACAUGCUCAGACGGCUCGAUCUCAUCCCCCUGUGGUUGGCCGCUGGCUGUGCCGGCGCUGCCUACGCUGUGACACUCUACUACACACCGCUCUACUUCGCCUUUGCACGAGGCCAUGACGCCCUCGAGCAGACGGAGCGUAUCCUCCCCUUCGUCAUUGUAUUUAUCUUCGUCGUCCUGCUCACAGGUGGCGUUCUCCUACCACGCGUCGGCUUCUACAAGAUCAUCUUCAUCCUAGCGGGCAUCUUCACCACAGCAGGCGCAGCCGCCAUGGCCGCCACCAUUUCCGACUUGUCCACGUCGGAGGCGCAGGUCAUGGGUCUCGAGGCCCUCAUCGGCAUCGGUCUAGGCAUGCACUUUCAGCACUCGCAGGGCGUCUCCAACGUCAUCAACAAGAACACGCGCGACAGGGUCGAUAGCUCUGUGAUCUGCAAUCUCACCCAGAUGACGGGCAUCGCCAUGAUCCUCGCGGUAGCGGGGGCCAUCUACCAAAAUGUCGGCUUCGAUCUGCUUCAGGACGCCAUCAACCAGGACGGCGCCUUUACUGAGCAUGAGGUGCGUGAGGCGUUGGCUGGUGUGUCGUCCAGCGUCUGGCGCUCGGAUGACGCGGAGGCGCGCAUGCGUGGUGUCGAGGCUGUGGUGCAGGUGAUUGCGGAUGAGUUUUACAUUGUUAUUGGCAGUGGUGCGAUUUGCUUGCUGUGUGGUGUCUUGAUGAAAUGGGAGCGCUUGGACUACGGCAAGACGCCAAAGGCUGCGUCGAGUGAUGAAAAGGGGCCUGCGACAGUGUGAAGAAUGCGAUGAUCAUUAUACAGUUGGAUAGACAUCCCCUAUUGCUGCAUCCGCCCCAGCAGCGACGCGUAGAACCUCCCCAACGCCGGACAUAUCGUGGAACGGAUCCUAGGCCGCCACCAUGGGUGUGGUUAAAGGCCAUUUUGUCCAGCAACAUUACCUCCUUGCCUGGUGAGGCGCUGGGUCAGUGUUAGGGCGAGGAAGCGGGCGCACGAGUUGCCCAUGACGAAAUAGGGGACGUUUUUUUGCGCCGCGAGGGUUUCAGGAGGAAGAAGGUGUGCCAGGGGAGGAUUUAAGAGACUAUGGACCUCAUCUUGGUCUUCUCUGUUGUACUUGGCUGGUAGGAGGACUUGAAGCACAGCGAGGGAAAGUAUUGACGAAGAAUCCCUCCAAGAUGUCCAAAUACCGUGACCGUGGAUGGAUGGAUAGUCCAGACGUCAGUCGAGUCUGUUGAGUCUGCUCCACAAGUCUCAGACUCGGAUGCCCGAUUCGGAA
Emericellopsis atlantica is the source of this 2357-nucleotide messenger RNA. RefSeq names its product major facilitator superfamily domain-containing protein. Gene Ontology annotation, molecular function: transmembrane transporter activity. The record is from RefSeq and is a predicted model, not a curated record. The transcript is spliced from 3 exons. Bases 180 to 1862 code for a protein of 560 amino acids. Lineage: Eukaryota; Fungi; Ascomycota; Sordariomycetes; Hypocreales; Bionectriaceae. Gene Ontology annotation, biological process: transmembrane transport.